This is a messenger RNA of Colletotrichum phormii, 840 nucleotides long. RefSeq lists its product as uncharacterized. Lineage: Eukaryota; Fungi; Ascomycota; Sordariomycetes; Glomerellales; Glomerellaceae. The record is from RefSeq and is a predicted model, not a curated record. The transcript has a single exon. The coding region runs from base 1 to 840 and encodes 279 amino acids.
AUGGCUACACGAUCAUUAGUCGUGGGAGGAACGGGUGGCAUUGGCUACGCCAUUGCCUGCCGCCUGGCCGCUGCCUCGGCAUCCUCGCAAGUGACCAUCAGCGGCCGCACCGAGCCCAAGGACAUCCCCCAUCCCAACAUCAAGUUCCGCGCCUUGGAUGCAUCUUCCAUGCGCUCCAUCAAGAGAUACACAGAUGACUACAAAUCACUCCAAGACCCGCAACUCGACCUACUCGUCCUCACGCAGGGCAUCCUUACCAUGGCAGGCCGGACCGAAACGUCUGAGGGAAUCGACCGCAAGAUGGCCCUCCACUACUACGGCAGGCAGCUUCUCAUCCGCGAACUGAGCCCCAUUCUAAAGAACGACGCCAAAGUCCUCAUCGUCCUCGACAGCAUCCGCGGAAGCCCGACAAAGCUGAUUUGGGACGACUUGGACCUGAAGAAGAACUUUAGCCUGCAAAACGCAGCGAACCAUUGCCUGUCCAUGACGGACGCCAUGAUUCAGGCGUAUGCGGCUGAGAACAAGGCCAAGAAGCAGCACUUCAUCCACGCAUACCCGGGCCUCGUGCAGACCAACAUUUUCCACACCAUGCCGUGGUAUCUCCGGGUUGGGACAAAACUCCUGACGAAUGUGAUGGGUGUACCGGCUGAUACUUGCGCCGAGGGACUUCUGAAGGGAGUGAACGAGACCUCGGAGAAGGACGGUGCAUCCUGGAGCUGUAUCGAUCAGAACGGUAAGGUGGUUAAAAACAAGGCUAUUUUCACUGAGGAGGAUCUGCAAAAGGUCAAAGAUCACACCUGGAAGACGAUUGAUGAGGCGCUUGCAAUGUCCAGCGAGUAA